AUGGGCCGCAAUUUACUACAAGUGCUGCGGCUUUUCAGUUACGAGUUGGUGAAGCCCCCGGAUGGGUUGUGGGGAGCGAAGCAGGCGGACGGCUCCUGGAGUGGGAUGAUGGGUAUGGUGCAUAGAGAGGAGGUGGAGUUCGCCGUGGGCCCGUUCACUAUCACCCCCGAGAGGGAAACCGUGUGCGAUUUCUCAUGGCCCGUGCACAGCGACAACCUCGCCCUCAUCAUGGUCAGGCCCGGACUUCAGAAUGAUGUCAGCGGCUUUCUCAAACCAUUUUCCUGGGUUGUGUGGCUCCUGGUAAUGGUCAGUGUCCUGGGGAUUGGCGCGGCCAUGUUCGGAAUUGAACGAGGAGAAGAGAAGGUCUUCAGUUUCUCGGAGAAAAACCUCAUGAGGAAAGUGACUCAGUGGGUGUUGCAGACGCUUACCCAGGAGAGCUCAGACUGGCUGCCCCGCAAGGACGGCGGCCGCCUCCUCGUGAGCACGUGGCUCUGCGUCCUCGUGUCAUGUCUCUACAGCGGCAUCCUGCGCCAUGCUGACGUGCUGGUCACCAUCCCAUCGACGCCUGGCCUGACCUCGGCCCAGGAUGACCUUCCUUGGCGCCUGGAAGCAGGGUCGAUGAUGCCUAAAUUUCUGAUGGAAUCAGGUGAUCCAGUUCGGCAGAAAGUGGUCACGCACAGUUCGGGAACAUUCCCCGACUGCUGGGCGGCGCGACAGGCAAUCGCUCGCGGGGAAUUCGCCGCUCUCUGCGACGAAACUUCAAUGAGGAAGUCGAUCACUACUGGGAAAUGCCACUUGUAUAUCGCCAGUCAGAAAGUCUUCACCAACGCAAUGAUGGCAAUGGCUUUUAAAUCCAAUUCAACUUAUUUACCUAACAUCAACAAGGUGAUAAGGAAAGUGAAGGAGUCGGGUCUCCUGGAGAGGUGGAUGGCCUCCCAGAUCACCAACACCUCCCAGUGCCUCCGGCCGCCCUCGUCCGAUCGCAGGGACGGUAUUGAAGCUUUAGAUUUAGAGGCCUUCUCUGGGCCUCUUCUCGUGCUGGCUGGAGGAAUGGCGGCGAGCUUUCUGGUUUUCGUCGGCGAACACGUCAAGAAGACGAUGAGGACGGCCCUGCUCGAUGACGCAGCAAACGCCAAUCCCCAUAAACUGACAUGA
Molecule: messenger RNA, 1155 nt
Organism: Penaeus monodon (black tiger shrimp)
Lineage: Eukaryota; Metazoa; Arthropoda; Malacostraca; Decapoda; Penaeidae
Product: glutamate receptor 1-like
Exons: 8
Coding region: 1-1155 (384 amino acids)
Cellular component (GO): membrane
Molecular function (GO): glutamate-gated receptor activity
Source: RefSeq, a predicted model, not a curated record